CAGCUGACUCUGUGGGGAGCUGUCGGUGCUGUGGAAGGAGAAAGCAGCCAUGAGGACAGUCCUGGUCUUUGUCUGCCUGGUGGGGAUGGCGUGUGCCUUCUCGGUCAAGAGCUGGCUGCGGCGAGCCAAGCUGGAUGACUCGGAAGAAAACGCGGUGUUCAAGAACAGGCACCGGCAUUACCUGUACAGAUACAUCUAUGUGUAUCCCCCGCAGCGACGGUACCAGGGCAGUGACUCAUCUGAGGAAGAGGGGGAUGGCUCGGAGGAGGAGGAGGAAGGGGGGGAGCCGUUUCAUGCUGGCACCAAGGUAGCUGGUCAUCCUGCUGGAGCAGCCCCUGGGGACUGCCAAGGUGGGCUGGGAGGAGACGUCGCAUCUCCCCAGCAGGGCAAGGACUGCCAAGGGACUCUGAAGGGGGUUAGGCAUGGAACUGCCAGCAAGGGGGAAGACUCUGAAAAUGAAGACAGUGAUGAGAAUGAGGAGGAGGAAGAGGAGGAAGAAGAAGUAGAUGAGAAUGAGAAUGGAAUCAAUGGCACAAGCACCAACACCACUGAGGGGGCUGAUGGACCUCAUGGCAAUGGCACUGCAGUGGCUGAGGAGGGCACUGGUGCAGCUGAGGAAGAGGAGGAAGAGGAGGAGGAGGAAGAAGAAGAAGAAGAGGAAGAGGAGGAGGAAGAGGAGGAAACUGAAGCCACCACCAUCGCCAGCACCACCGAUGAAGAGGGGCUGACCCAGGCGACCACUGUGGGAGAUGGGGGACCCACAGACGCCACCACAGAUGCCACCACAGUUGGGGAGCUGUGGGAUUACGAUGUGACGGCCAGGGACCACAGCCGGGGGGAUGAGGGCACCACCACGGGUGGGUAUGAGGAGCAGGACGAGUACGCCCGCGGGGACAGCUACCGGGCCUAUGAGGACGAGUACGGCUACUACAAAGGGCACGGCUACGAUGUGUAUGGCCAGGAUUACUACUACAGCCAGUGAGAAGGUUGGGGGGCAUCCCUGGUGCUGCCCCCCACCUGCCCCAUGCCACUCAGGAAGGUGCAUCCGAAGGCUCACUGCAGCCACUGCAUGCCAGAGGGGAUGCCAGGCAGCUUGCCAUGCACACUGGCUCCGUCCCAGGCUUUGGUUUUUUUUUUUUUUUUUUGUAUCUUGCAAAGUGAAAUGAAAUAAAGCAACCGAACUGA
Lepidothrix coronata (blue-crowned manakin) is the source of this 1185-nucleotide messenger RNA. It is a transcript of the gene IBSP, whose product is annotated as integrin binding sialoprotein. Gene Ontology annotation, biological process: cell adhesion; ossification; bone mineralization. The transcript is spliced from 7 exons. The coding region runs from base 50 to 982 and encodes 310 amino acids. NCBI's taxonomy places the organism in Eukaryota, Metazoa, Chordata, Aves, Passeriformes, Pipridae. Gene Ontology annotation, cellular component: extracellular region. The record is from RefSeq and is a predicted model, not a curated record.